CCUCAGUCUUUUGUCCCUCCUCCCGCGCCGUCCAGUGCAACCAAAAAACGUGCAAUGUUGUGACUGAAUGAGACAUCUGUCCUCUGAGCUGCAGCUCAUUUGAACGCACAUUUUAGGCGGUCCGGCUGUGUCAUUUAGUCAACUUCACAUGGCGUUUACAUUGUAGUCUGCAGCUUUAAAAACCCAGUGAAUCUUCAUCUUCACCCGGUUAAACCGAGGAGGAGGAGUGUAACCAGGACAACACGCUAGUCCCGCUGCUACUGAGCUGAAGCACUCUCACGCUCUCUGAAAGGUUUAUCUGUUAAACAUGUCGGCUAAUGACUCGAGGAAGCGGAGCAAGAAGCGGUAUGCAGCCGGACACCACAACAACAAGCGGUGGAAGGGCUCCAGAGAGCUGGAGGUGGGCAUGGAGGGGAUCCUCAUCACAUGCAACAUGAACGAGAGGAAGUGCACCGCCGAGGCCUUCAACCUGCUCAAUGAGUACGCAGACACGCUGUUUGGGCCCGAGAAGUUCCAAGAUAAUAAUGGGAGCAGCAGUGAAGAGGAGGAGGCUGAUGAAGAAGAUGUUGAUGUAGCGCUGAAGAAGGAAGUGGCACAGCUGAAAGCCUCUGGAACUAAACAGGAGAGGCGCUUCCAGGCGUUGGACAGCGGAGCAAACAAUGUAAUCUUCAUCAAAACUCAAAGUCUGGAAUCUGACAAGCUGGUUCAUCACAUCCUGUCUGAUCUCCACACCACCAAGAAGAAGAAGUCACGCGUGAUCCUUCGGAUGCUACCAGUAACUGGAACAUGCAAGGCCUUCCAGGAUGACAUGGUGAAGUACUUGACUACUUUCCUGGAGCCUUGGUUCAAAACCCCAAACUGUGGUACCUACCAGAUCGCCUUCAAGGCUCGCAACAGCAGCCACAACAAGAGAGACGAAAUCAUCAAAUCAAUUGCAGGUCUCGUGGGGAAGCUGAACCCUAAGAACAAGGUUGAUUUGACCAACCCAGAACUGACAAUCAUUGUGGAGGUCAUCAAGGCGGUGUGUUGCCUCAGUGUGGUAAAAGACUAUACGCUGUAUAGAAAGUACAAUGUCCAGGAAGUAGUCAAAGAGGACACGCCAAAGCCUGACGUGACCACAGCACAAACGGAUACGAAUACGGCUGAGGAGAAGGCGAAACACGAUGCAGAGGAGACGAAUGAAGAAGAGAAGAAGAAAGGCGAAGAAGACAAUGGCAACAAUGUGCCCCAGGACAACAAGGAGGCUGAUAAGGAUGAAGGUGACGGGGAGUAAGAGCUCAUAUUUAGAGAAGCUGAUGAUCAGUCAGAUUUUGAAUUUCUACAAAAAAACAUCUUAAGUUGCAUUAUAUUGUAGUGUUUUUUGUUUUAAAUACAAGGCUCUAAGCAAGAAUACGUAAUUUUUUUUAAUGACUGAUGACACGACUUGACAAAGGUUCGCAGGAGUCGAACAGAAUCCUAAUUUAAUGUCUUUUUUAUAUUCCUAAAGAUAUCUAUGAUACAUUGGUACCGACUUCAUUGAGGUGUCCAUUUUUUAAAUAAUUGAUAUAUGUGAUUUUGAAUUAACUGUACAUGUCACCAUUCUGCAGCAUAACUGCCAUCAGCUCAGUUUUUUUUAAUACUGAAUUUGAUUUUUAAUUUCAAUGUUAUUUUUAUUUUAUUCUUUUACAUUUUUACUUAAAGAAAAAAGGGUUUUGUUCAGUUUGUGUCACAUUUAGUUACUCCGUUUUUUGUAACUGUUAUUUCCUAAAGCAGUCCCUGAAUUAAAGGCAUUUGUGUGUUUGACAGUU
This is a messenger RNA of Sebastes umbrosus (honeycomb rockfish), 1787 nucleotides long. It is a transcript of the gene thumpd1, whose product is annotated as THUMP domain containing 1. Gene Ontology annotation, molecular function: RNA binding. The coding region runs from base 308 to 1273 and encodes 321 amino acids. The record is from RefSeq and is a predicted model, not a curated record. Gene Ontology annotation, biological process: tRNA modification. The transcript has 5 exons. Lineage: Eukaryota; Metazoa; Chordata; Actinopteri; Perciformes; Sebastidae.